Octodon degus (degu) is the source of this 1155-nucleotide messenger RNA. RefSeq names its product aldose reductase-related protein 2. The transcript has 9 exons. Gene Ontology annotation, molecular function: aldose reductase (NADPH) activity. Bases 3 to 851 code for a protein of 282 amino acids. The record is from RefSeq and is a predicted model, not a curated record. Lineage: Eukaryota; Metazoa; Chordata; Mammalia; Rodentia; Octodontidae. Gene Ontology annotation, cellular component: mitochondrion; cytosol.
CGAUGGCUACCUUUGUGGAGCUCAGCACCAACGCCAAGAUGCCCAUCGUGGGCCUCGGCACUUGGAAGUCUCCCCCAGGCAAGGUCAAAGAAGCCGUGAAGGCAGCCAUCGAUGCAGGGUAUCGCCACAUCGACUGUGCCUACACAUAUCAGAAUGAGAAUGAGGUGGGAGAAGCCAUCCAAGAGAAGAUUCAAGAGAAGCUCGUGAGGCGGGAGGACCUCUUCAUUGUUAGCAAGCUGUGGUCCACAUUCUUUGAGAGGAGCCUGGUGAGGGAAGCCUGCCGGAAGACCCUGAAGGACCUGAAACUGGACUACCUGGACAUCUACCUCAUUCACUUUCCACAGGGACUUCAGGCUGGGAAGGAACUCAUCCCCAGAGAUGAUAAAGGCAAUAUCCUCUCCAGUAAAAUAACAUUCCUGGAUGCAUGGGAGGUCAUGGAGGAGCUGGUUGAUGAGGGAUUGGUCAAAGCCCUUGGUGUCUCCAACUUCAACCACUUUCAGAUUGAAAAGCUCUUGAACAAGCCUGGGCUGAAAUAUAAACCAGUGACAAACCAGGUGGAGUGUCACCCAUACCUCACCCAGGAAAAGCUGAUCCAGUACUGCCACUCCAAGGGCAUCACUGUCACUGCCUACAGCCCCCUGGGUUCUCCAGACAGACCUUGGGCCAAGCCAGAGGACCCUUCACUACUAGAGGAUCCCAAGAUUAAGGAGAUUGCUGCAAAGCACAAAAAAACCACAGCCCAGGUUCUGAUCCGGUUCCAUAUCCAGAGGAAUGUGGCAGUGAUCCCCAAGUCUGUGACACCAACUCGCAUUAUUGAAAAUUUUCAGCCUCCUCCCAGCAGCAGAGGAUGAAGGGGCUCUACUGAAAGAAUAAUUCUUCUGGAGGAAUCCAUGUAGCCCUCAGGCAACACGGGCACUGUGCACACUGAAGUUUAAUCCCAAGAGGGCUGGUCUUCCUCCUGUUGCAACACCAAGCCUCAUGAGUACUGUGCCUCAAUUAUUUUAUCUGCAAGUCAUUGAUCUCAGUUCCAUUAGCCUAGCAGUUGACAGGGGUGGGGGGAUGCAUAACCAUCAGCAAUGCCCAGUGGUGACACAGACGUGUGCAGAAGGCUAUCAAGGGAACAGUUUGUAUGCAGUAGACACCAUGACUGAAAAG